Messenger RNA from Ostertagia ostertagi, 954 nucleotides. Lineage: Eukaryota; Metazoa; Nematoda; Chromadorea; Rhabditida; Trichostrongylidae. The record is from the annotation of a GenBank genome assembly.
AUGUCAUCUUCUGAUGAGGACACAUUCCCAGUUGACAAAAAUGAGGCUAUGGAUGCCAUCGAAAAAAUGAUCAACAAGGAAGGCCUCGACAAACUGACAAGCUCUAAAAUUCGAGCCCAUUUGAGUUCGACAUUCAAUCAAAGUUUUGAUAAUUACCGUAAAGAGGUGGAUUCUUUAACGAAGCAGGUAAUCGAAAGGAGAGAAAAGAGAGAAGAAAAAGUAUCAUUGCAGCCGCAGACUAUUGAAGAGAAACCAAGCCCGGUAAAGUCUCAUCCUGCUUCGGACACCGACAGUAAUACUUCCGAUGAAGGUGUGGUUGACGUUGGAAGAGCUUCGGCGAAGAAGAAACGAAACCUCAAAAGAAAGACGAAUGAAGAAGCUGGCGCUGGCGACGUAGAUUUGAUGACUGCAGUGAAACAUCGACGAAGAGCAGCAGCUGACAAAGCGGCACAAAUCUUGAAAAAGACCGCUGACCGCUCCGAUAGGAAGAAAAAGGAUAAAAACGCUCCCAAGGCAGAUAAUUCUGGAAAAUUUGGACGAAUGACAAAGCUGUGUCUGCUGAGUGAGGAGCUACAAAGCAUUGUCGGUGCUCGCUUUAUGAAACGAUGCGAUGUCAUAUCGAAAAUGUGGGAAUACAUCCGGGCGAAUAAUCUUCUUGAUCCUAAAGACAAGCGCUUCUGUCUUGUAAACGAUCAGCUGAGAGGCGUAUUUGGGCCUUGUAAGCGCUUCAAGGCCUUCGCUAUGUCAAAACCGCUUGCCAAACACAUCAAGGAUCCUGCUAUACUGGGUGGUGAGAUAGAGCAGGAAGCACUCGCAGAAGAAGCACGCCUAACGGCAGAAUGGAAGGCACGACAGGCUUCGGCUGAUAGCGGAAGUGGCGAGGUAUCUAGAAGCACUGCUUCUCCACAAAAUAAUCAAAACGCAGCAUCGGACGAUUCAGAUGUGUCUGAUUAG